Molecule: messenger RNA, 1536 nt
Organism: Sclerotinia sclerotiorum 1980 UF-70
Lineage: Eukaryota; Fungi; Ascomycota; Leotiomycetes; Helotiales; Sclerotiniaceae
Exons: 7
Coding region: 1-1536 (511 amino acids)
Biological process (GO): zinc ion transmembrane transport
Cellular component (GO): plasma membrane
Molecular function (GO): zinc ion transmembrane transporter activity
Source: RefSeq, a predicted model, not a curated record
AUGUUUGGCUCUCGAUUUUAUAUCACCCUCAGAAGUUUGUUGCUGUUUUCAUUGCUCGGCGCCAUCACAAGUGCUCAGAUCACACUCACGGGCUGCCACAUCAAGGAGGGACAAGAAGUAUGUUUCUUUCCAGGUGGAGCGGAGACCACAAUUAGCAGCAGCAGCACUGUUACUCCAACUUUAACUCCAACACCAACUCUAACUCCAACUCCAACUUCCCCAGCUUCAGUGACUGCAAAGACAACUGGAAGUGCGCAGACUACUGCCAUUACUGACUGCCACCAACAUGAUACUACUCAGUAUUGUGUCAAAGGCAACGGGGAAGAGGUACAGGUAUUAGCCACUGCCACUGGUAAUGAAGCUCUACCUACCGCUUACAAUGGCUGCCAUUCUCACGGCUCUACCAUGUUCUGCUUGAGACCCGAUGGUGCUGAAGUUGAGGUUUUGGGUUCUACUGAAGAGGCUGGUUCUACUGGAGAGGAGAGUACUGCGGAAUCGUCCGAGGGUGGAGAGAACUGCCACUUCCACGCUGGUGUCGAACAUUGCGUUGGCGGUUCGGCUACGGCAACCUGCGAGCGAAAAGAUCGUGAUUACAAUGUUAAACUCCGCAUUGGAUUAUUGUUUGUCAUCCUUUUUACAAGCGCAAUUGGUGUCUAUGCUCCAAUUGUGAUAGCACGAGUUCUAAAAACCAAUGGGACUGGGAUCGUUUUCACCAUUGUUAAGCAAUUUGGUACUGGUGUUAUCAUUGCCACUGCCUUGGUCCAUCUUGCGACUCACGCUUCAUUGAUGUUUGGUAACAGUUGUCUCGGUGAAUUGAAAUAUGAAGCAACCACGACCGCCAUCAUGAUGGCAGGUGCAUUCAUCGCAUUCCUGAUCGACUUCACCGGUCAUCGACUCGCACAUUGGCGCCAACAAUCCACCAUAGAAAGACAAGCCGCCAGUAUCAGCUCCUACGACAACGCACGUGAAGAAACAGCAGUAAAAGGUCAACCUACACCUACCCUCGCACACCUAAGCCACCACCACGAUAACAACAACCUUGGAACCCCCCACGCAAAUGAUGGUCUCAGUAUCUUCAUCCUUGAAGCUGGGAUCAUCUUCCACUCCCUUCUUAUCGGUAUUACAUUAGUAGUAGCAGGCGACUCCGUCUUCAUCACGCUCUUCGUCGUCAUCGUCUUCCAUCAAAUGUUCGAAGGACUAGCUCUUGGCGCCCGCAUCGCUGUAAUUGAUGGUCUUCACACGACCAAGUAUAUCAUUCUCCCAAUGGCUUUUACGCUCGUUACUCCAACUGGAAUGGCGAUUGGUAUCGGGGUUAUUAAUCAGUUUAAUGGUAAUGAUCCGUCUACUAUCGUUGCUCUUGGAACUUUGGAUGCCCUUUCUGCUGGUAUUCUUACCUGGAUUGGAUUCGUUAAUAUGUGGGCUCAUGAUUGGAUGUAUGGAGAGUUGAGAGAUGCUGGGUUGAUUAAGACUUUAGUAGCUUUGAUUAGUCUAAUGGCUGGUAUGGCGUUGAUGGGACUUCUUGGGAAAUGGGCAUGA